Ceratina calcarata is the source of this 3006-nucleotide messenger RNA. RefSeq names its product formin-like protein 5. NCBI's taxonomy places the organism in Eukaryota, Metazoa, Arthropoda, Insecta, Hymenoptera, Apidae. The annotation marks the transcript as partial. The record is from RefSeq and is a predicted model, not a curated record. The transcript is spliced from 5 exons.
AUGGACGACGAGGCAGAGAAAAUUGUGCUGGAGAUUCCUGAAGAGGAACCAGCCGAAAUAGAAAGCCCUGAAGCUUCCGAAGUCCAGUUGCCACUGGAGAAUGGAAAAACAACUAACAAUGGAACGAGAACGCCAUCGAUAAAGUCUGACAAUGGGAAAAGAAGCCCAUCCAUAAGAUCUGAGAACGGAAAGACACCGUCAGUGAAAUCUGACAGUGACAAAACAGCAUCAAUAAAAUCUGACAAUGGGAAAAUAAGUGGAAAUGGGGUAGAAGAAUUGAUAGAAGAGGUCACCGAUCCCUAUGAAGAGAAGUCGAGGAGUCAAGAGGAGCUCCGAAAAUUGGAGGAACUGAGUUUGGAUGGGAAACCGACGUCGUUGGAAGAACUGGGCAGGGAGAGAGCUCAGCGAGUGAAAGCUAAGAUCUAUAGGCAGUGUCACAGGCGUUUCAGGGAGAUAAUUGGCAAGAGGGAGAUGAAGAACGAGGAAUUGGAGAAGCAGCAGGGCGACUUGAAGCAUCGGUUGAACAUGUUAGAGUGUUCGAUGCCGGCCGUGAUGGUCUGGAACAUCUGGAGGAUGUCCCAAGGCAAUUGUGUGCCGAACUUAAAACGCGUGAUGGAGAAACAGUUUCUGGGCCCGGCUGCCGGCGAAGUUUACUGUCCCAGCACUCCCAGCAGACACUUCGACUGCAGGGUGAGGGAGAUCGAGGCUGAGAGAAAGCAGGCACAGAAACGAGUGGAGGAGGCCAGGGCUUUGUGGAGCGAGAAGACGAGUCUGUUGGAAGAAAGGAGUAAGAGAUUGGAAGAAGUUAAGAGGAUUCAGGAGGAGACCAAAUUGAAGAUCGAACAGCUGAUCAUUGAGGCUAAGAGGCUGAAGGAGGCAGCCAAGAUAGAAGACGAUGGGUCUUGCGAAACUGGCGAGUGCGGGGUGAUACAGUGCAAGAAAAAAUGGCUGGAGAAGGUGCCCAGCAAUGCUUCUAUAAAAUCGGCGGACAUCGUGUGCCUGGACAAGCUCCAAGAGCUCGCGCAGAACGAGUACUGUAUCAAAAGGCAUAUCGCCGAUCUCGAGAGCCGCGAGGAGGCUUACAUGAGGACGUUACAGCAAGCGGAUGAACUCUGGUGCAAAUUGGAAUCAGACGCGGCCAGCACUGUGAGCGCGUUGCAGGAACAGCUGGACAUGAAAACGGCUGCGAAUCAACAGAUGGCUGACAGGAUUGUAGCCCUGGAGGAUGUGAUAGAACAGUUGAGAGCUAGGCUAGGCCUUUGCACUGGAGAGUUAGAGAAAUAUAUGAGCAAGAGCAAGAUUGAUGCUCUCAUAGGGAGAGACGACGAUUUCGCUGAGAUGUUGGAUAAAGCGCUGCGAGCAGCUCCGGAUGCGCGAGACAAGAUGGUAGGCAUAGAGAGAGAGAUGAUGGACAGAGAUAUGCUGGCCAAGAUGGACAUGAGCGACGCGAAACUGGGCAUCCAUCCUGAAGACUUCGCCUAUGAGGAUGAGAGGCUUCAGGAAGCCAGAGCUUAUCUAGAGAAGCUCGGAUUCUCACUUUCAGAACUGGACAAAUAUCCUGAUGACUUAGUCUGCGCGGCAGACUUCGCUUGCAACGAUUUGGUAUUCACUGAGACCGGAUUGACCGAAGAGGAGAUGCAGGCUUUGAAGGAGGGACGUGUCACUGCGAAGAUGUUGUUAGAACAGUGUGGAGUGUCGGUCGAUUUGGAGCUGGAGCAAGAAGCUGCUGGGGUGGAGAGGAUUGAGAGGACAGUGAGGUCAGAAAUGUACGAGAUGGAAGAAACGAGGGAAGCGGUUGGAAUGAUGAAGGAACGUGAGAUGAUGAUUGAAAAGAGUGUAGAGGAAAUCGGGGUGGGAGAUCAGGAAGAUGAUGUACCUGCGGACGAUACUACGACUUAUGAGGAUACUACUGAUAUGGAAGAUUUCGUGGAUGCACCAGCGUACACCGAGACGAGAGUUCAUAAACGUGAUGUAGACGAAGGAGAAGAUCUCUCGGCAAUGGAAGUGACGACUGAACCGAGUCUUGAAUUUCCUUCAGAGGAAGUUGUUCAUGACGAGUCAGUGGUCGUUCCGAGGACUGAAAUGUUGGACUGGCAGGAUGACGUUGAUACUAUUCGAUCUACCAUUGCGGAGUGCCCUGAUUGCAUUGUCGUGAAGAAGGAUGCCGACGAACUGGCUGUCAAGAUGGCUCGUUACACCGGCGUUAGUAUCGAAGAUCAAACUAUUACGGAAGUGACAGAAAUAGCCGACAGUCCUCGCGAAAUCCUUGCACCGUCUGAAAUUCCCAAACCCGAGGUGCCAGUCGCGGUUGAGGCUAAACCCGAAGUUGUAGAAGCCGAAGUAACAGUCGCACCGUCGGUUGAGGAAAAAAUAGUUGAGGCUAAAGUUGCAGAACCUGAUGUGAAAGUGGAACCAGAAGAGCCCCCUGAGGUACUGGAACCACCUGCAGUGGCUCCAGUUGAGGCACCGCCACCCACGGCACCUCCAGUUGUAACACCGCCACCUGCAGUGGCUCCAGCUGAGGCACCACCUCCUCCUAAGGCACCUCCAGCUGCAGCACCACCGCCCACAGUACCUUCAGCUGAGGCACCAUCUCCUACGGCACCUCCAGCUGUAGCACCACCACCUGCAAUGGCUCCAGCUGUAGCACCACCACCUGCAAUGGCUCCAGCUGUAGCACCACCACCUGCAGUGGCUCCAGCUGAGGCACCAGUUCCUCCUAAGGCACCUCCAGCUGUAACACCACCGCCUACAGUACCUCCAGCUGUAACACCACCACCUGCAGUACCUCCAGCUGAGGCACCAUCUCCUACGGCACCUCCAGCUGUAACACCACCACCUGCAGUGGCUCCAGCUGAGGCACCACCUCCUACAAUCCCUCCAGCUGUAACACCACCACCUGCAGUGGCUCCAGUUGAGGCACCGCCACCCACGGCACCUCCAGUUGUAGCACCACCUCCUACACCACGUCCAGCUGAGGCACCGCCACCUACGCCACCUCCAGUU